AUGGCGUCCAAUGACGCUACCAUAGACAUCCCUCUUGAAGCUGUCAGCCGCAACGCCUCUGCCCGCAACAACAGCACCUCUCCCAUCAACAUGGAGAACAACGAAAAGGCCGAGCACGGCCAGACCAUUGCCGGUCGCCGUAAGAUGAAGACCGCCGAAACCACCCAGAACAUGGGCGAGGGAACCGGCCAUGUCGGCUACGAUGGCGAGGAAGACACCAUCACUCGCGUCGGCAAGAUAUACUACAAGAUCCUCAACUUCAGCAUCAUCACUCGUUACUUUAUUUACGUCACUCCCUUGGCUCUUGCCAUUGCUGUUCCCAUCAUUGUCGGUGCCACCGCCGCCAAGGAUGCCGACAUUGGUGGUGUGCGUAUCGUCUGGUUCUUCACCUGGAUCGAAAUCAUUUGGCUUUCCAUCUGGGUCUCGAAAAUCGUCGCCCAUUUCAUCCCCCGGAUCUUCCUGACACUAGCUGGCGUGAUCAGCUCCGGCGUCCGCAAGUAUGCUCUUGUCAUCAAGGCUCUCGAAUUCCCUCUGUCCAUUGUUGGCUGGGCCGUUACAGCUCUGGCCACCUUCAUCCCGCUCAUGACCCGCAACCCCGACACUCAGCGCGCGGCAGACGCCCAAACGGCGGCUAACCUGCCCCGCACUGCUGACAGCGUCAAGGAGUGGCAGUCGGUGGUGAGGCAUCUGCUCGCUGCUGCUACAGUGUCAGCCUGCGUGUUGCUCCUCGAGAAGUUCAUCAUCCAGCUCAUCAGCAUCAACUACCACCGCAAGCAGUUCAACUCGAGAAUCAAGGAGAACAAGCGUAGCGUCUUCCUCCUUGGUCUGCUCUACGAUGCUUCCCGCUCCCUCUUCCCGUCCUAUUGCCCGGAGUUCCAGGACGAGGACUACAUCAUCAGUGACAUUCUGAACCUCAGCUUUGGAAUCAAGAAGAAGGGUCACGGCCGGUCUGGAUCGGCUACGCCCAUGAGAAUCCUGCAGGAUGUCGGUCGUGUUGGUGACAAGAUUACUUCUGCAUUUGGUAACAUCGCCUCGGAGCUUACUGGCAAGCAAGUCUUCAACACUGACUCUGCACACUCUAUUGUCACAUUGGCACUCGACAGGACCAAGUCCUCUGAGGCUCUUGCCAGACGUCUCUGGAUGUCCUUUGUCGUCGAAGGCAAGGAUGCUCUGUACGUCGAAGAUAUCGUCGAGGUCCUUGGUCGGGGCCACGAGGAGGAGGCCGAGGAGGCCUUCAGGGCCCUUGACAGGGAUGGCAACGGCGAUAUCAGUCUGGAGGAGAUGAUUCUCGUCGUCUCUGAAAUCGGUCGCGCUCGUAAAUCCGUCAACACUAGCAUGCACGAUAUCGACCAGGCCAUCAACGUCCUUGAUGGCUUGCUCUGUGUUAUUGUCUUUGUUGCUGCUAUUUUCAUCUUCAUCUCUUUCCUGAACUCCAGCUUUGUUACUACGCUCGCGACUGCUGGCACGGCGCUUCUGUCUCUUUCCUUCGUCUUCUCCGUUACCUGUCAAGAGGUGCUGGGUUCUUGCAUUUUCGUCUUCGUCAAGCACCCGUACGAUGUCGGUGACAGGGUUGAUCUUACCACCGGUACCGACCAGCUCAUCGUGGAGCAUAUUUCGCUUCUGUUCACCGUCUUCAAGCGUGUGACCAACGGCAGGACUGUCCAGAUCCCCAACAACAUCCUCAACAGCUUGUGGAUUGAGAACACGAGCCGCUCUCUCGCCAUGAGGGAACAGAUUCCCGUCUACAUCGACUUUGGCACUUCUUUCGAAGACAUCCAGGCUUUGAAGGGGGAGAUGGAGAACUUCGUUCGCGACAAGGAGAACAGCCGCGACUUCUUCCCCGAAGUCGAAAUCGAGGUGCGCAGCAUCGCGAGCAUGGACAAGCUCGAGCUCAACCUGGAAGUCCGCCACAAGAGUAACUGGGGCAACGAGUCGCUGCGCGUCCUGCGUCGCUCCAAGCUCAUGUGCGCCCUGGUGCAAUCGAUCCGCAAGGUUCCCAUUGCCGGGCCCGGAGGCAGCGACGCCGCCCUGGGCGACGUGGGCAAGCCUUCGUACUCUGUGUCGAUUUCGGCAUCUGAGGCGCAGGAACGGCGCGAAGCCUUCCUCGCCGCCGCGGACGCAGCACGCCUGCACCCGGCCAAGAAGGCGGAAAUGGAGGCCGACGAGGCGCGCUCCUCGGGCGUCGAGUACCUAGGCAGCGGAAUGAACACGGAAAACCAAGCCAUUAACAUGCUGGUGCGCCAGCGGUCACUCGCCCACGACGAGCACCGCGACGGGGUCUGGAGCGCGCGCGACGACGCGUCCAGCAUUGGCGGCCGGCCCAGCAUGGACAUCCAGGACCGGCAGAACAUUGAGAACGCGCUGCGGCACGAGCCGUCGAAGGGCGGGAAGCGCAAGGCGGGCGUCAGCAGCCCUUUGAGCGCGGGCUUGGGCGUGCCGACGAUUUCGGAACCGGCCGGCCAGUACGGCGGCGCCCAGUACUAUGACUAUGCGCAGCAGCAGCAGCAGCCGCAGCGCCAGCUCUCGGUCCAGUCGGCCAGCAGUCGCUCCGAUGUCCAUUAUGCGGGUAUGAGCCCUGUUAGCCAGCAGUUCUCGUACUCGACGAGCCCGCAGGGCUAUGGGACGCAGGCGCAGCAGUGGGCCCAGCAGCAUCAGCAGAUGCAGGGUGCUGGUGGUGCUCAGCAGCAGCAGCCUCCUCAGCAGCCUCAACAACCUCAGCCCCCGCAGCAGCAGCAGAGGUCGAAUAACCCGUACACGAGGUCGGCUACUAAGGAGGAGUAG
Aplosporella prunicola CBS 121167 is the source of this 2781-nucleotide messenger RNA. RefSeq lists its product as uncharacterized. Bases 1 to 2781 code for a protein of 926 amino acids. Gene Ontology annotation, cellular component: membrane. The transcript has 4 exons. The record is from RefSeq and is a predicted model, not a curated record. Gene Ontology annotation, biological process: calcium ion transmembrane transport; intracellular calcium ion homeostasis. Gene Ontology annotation, molecular function: calcium channel activity; calcium ion binding. Lineage: Eukaryota; Fungi; Ascomycota; Dothideomycetes; Botryosphaeriales; Aplosporellaceae.